UUUAGUUAUCUGGUUUUCUUUUCAUAUUUUUCUGAUACUAAACAAAGGUGGAGAGGGUAAAGGAAUAAAAGUUAAAAGGAAAUCAUCAUGAAAUGUCAAUUAGUAUUUAUCAGUAAAGGAAUAUUCUAAGAAUGUAAAUCUCAACCUAAAUGACACUUCAAUAUAUUAAAAAUUACUUCGAGAUUCAUAAUAUAAUGAUGAAAAUUAUUUACACUGGUUAUUUAAUUAUAUUAAUUGUCUCUAUUGAAAAUUUUUCUUCUGGAAAACAAUUACUCCAAUCUACAAACGAUAGAACUGCCAUAAAUCGACUUAAUGAUAAAGAGUGGAAACAUGCUCAGAGAGAACAUCAUAAAAUUGUAAAACAGCUAGAAAUUAAAGUUUAUACGGGACAAAAUAUCGAUAAAGCAACAAUGAUUAAUAUUCAAGUGGAUAAGCCAACAAUAAUUUAUCAAUACAUUGACCCUCUGAAACCAUUAGUAAUUUAUAUUCAUGGCUUCCAUGAGCAUCCAUCAAAUGAGAGUAUAAGAACAAUAGUCGGAGCUUACUUAGAACGUGGAACAGAUAAUAUAUUUUUAGCAGAUUGGAGUAACUUAGCGUAUGAUCCGUAUAUAAAAGUUGUCAAAAAUUCUCCAAAAAUAGCUUUGGUAUUUACAAAAAUAUUUGAUCAGCUUAUUGAUCUUGGAUUAGACUUAAAAACGUUUCAUAUAGUUGGUCAUUCGUUAGGGGCUCAGAUAGCUGGAUUUAUCGGCAAGUUUAGUCGAUAUCUGACUCCUAGAAUUACAGGAUUAGAUCCAGCUAAUCCAGGAUUCUACGGGCCAGGAGAGGAACAUAUAGAUGCUGACAGUGCUGAAUUUAUUGAUAUUAUACACACUGAUGGAGGAUUUUAUGGAGCAAUUUCGAACACAGGGACCGUAGAUUUUUUUGCUAAUACAGGAACAAGACCUCAGCCAGGAUGUCCUCUUUUUGGAUUACCUUUAACUCCAGCAGACUUGUGUUCUCACUGGAGGUCAUGGGAAAUUUAUGCGGAAAGCGUAAAUAAUAUUUAUGCAUUUCCUGCAACCGAAUGUUCUUUGUACCGAGAAUUUAUAACCGGAAAAUGUAAACAUAAUCAAGUAGCAUACGUUGGAUAUGCUGCUGUUAGCACUAUACAUGGUUCUUAUUAUUUUUUAACACCUACCUGAAAAGAUGAUUGAGAAACUAUAUUUAUUUGAACUUUAUAAGAUUGGUGAUAGUUAUUAAUUGUCAUUAAAUUCAUUACGAUAAUCAAAUACAAAUUUAUCUCUAUUAUGGAUAUUGUUUACUGUACUAAAGGCCUUGAGAAUGACCUUGCAAGUUUUUGCUGAUGACUGGUUUUGCUCAAUGCGAGACGCCACCAUAUCUUUUGAAUCAUCCAUUAUAUUACUUACAUACUAAUUACAGUUACCCAUAUUCAUUUUUAAUAACUGUUAACAGUUACGUCUUAACGGGUUCAUUAGUAUUCUUUUAUGAGUAUAUAUGAAG
This is a messenger RNA of Chelonus insularis, 1500 nucleotides long. Its product is annotated as lipase member H-A-like. The record is from RefSeq and is a predicted model, not a curated record. The transcript is spliced from 7 exons. Gene Ontology annotation, biological process: lipid catabolic process. Gene Ontology annotation, molecular function: lipase activity. Bases 150 to 1181 code for a protein of 343 amino acids. NCBI's taxonomy places the organism in Eukaryota, Metazoa, Arthropoda, Insecta, Hymenoptera, Braconidae.